AUGAGCAGAAGUGUAAGUUUGAGUUUAAGUUCAAACGAGAAAUCUUCUUCAAGUUUUUUCUCAACAAAAAGGUCAAAUAAAAAUAUCGAAGAAGAUGAAUAUGGAAAGAAGAGAUUACCAAGUUAUGAUAGAAAACAUUUGAAGAAUAAAUCCAAAGGUCAAAAAGUUGAAAAAGAUACAUAUUCGGAAGAUGAUGAUAAUAAUAAAAGUAAUAAUGUAGUACACGAUAAUGUAUCAAAAGAAAAAAAUUGGGAUAAUAAUAAUAAUAAUUAUUAUUAUUAUAAAAAGAAAAAAAAGAAAAGAAAAGACUACCAUUCUUCUUCUAGUAUUAGUGUGAUGAGUUUAUCAUCUUUUAGUAAAGAUGAUGAUAGUGAAUACAAAGAAAUCAAAAGGAAAAAUAAGGAUAAUGCGAACAAGAAAGAAAGCUCUAACUAUAAAAAAAAAAAGGAAGAUAAGUAUAACAAACGUGAUUGCUAUCAAUAUGAUAAGUACGAUCAUGAUAAUUAUAAUGACCAUGCUCAUAGCUAUAGUAAUCAUUCCAGUGAUAGGAAAAAAAGAAAAAAAUAUAGAGAAGAGAAACAUAAGGAAAAGAAAAAGAAAAAAAAAAAAUCCUAUUCCUCUAGUAUCAGUUAUUAUGAUAAUUAUAAAGACGACAAAAAAAAAAAAGAAGAUCGAAACAUAUCAAAAAAUAAUAAAGAUAAAAGAAAAAAAAGAUACAGUAGAUCAAGUACUGUUUCUUUUUCUAGCUAUUAUGAAGAUAUAAGCGAUAAUAGCAAUGAAAGUGACACUAUAAAAAAUGGAAAAAAUAGAAAUAAAAAAAAAAAUAAAAAUAAACAUGAUAAAGAAGAAAAAUAUUAUACAUCAAAACAUUCAGACAAAGAAAAAGAUUAUUCUCGAAAAAAAAAAAAAAGGGACACGAACGAAUCAUUAUAUUCAAUAAGUUUAAGUUCAUAUGAAGAUUUUAAGAGAAGAAAACACAAAACAAAAAAGGAUAAGGAUAAGGAUAAUGGAAAGGACAGUGAUUAUUAUGAUGAGGAGGGUCAUAUAAAGGAACACACGGAAGAAUUAUUAAAAGAAAAGAAGAAAAAAAAUAAAGAAAAAAAAAGAACAUGGAAAAAUGAAAAACAUGAAGACACAAGUAAAGAUUUCUUUUAUAAUAAGGAAAAAACACAUUCUUUAGAAGGGACAGGAAAUGAAAAGAAUAGUUAUUUUAGUAGGGAAAUAUCCGAAGAUUUCUUCGCUUCCAAUAGUAGAAAUAAAAGUAGAAUAAGUUCUAGUGAUUCUUAUUAUAAAAUAAAGAAACAUGAAUGUAAGGAUAGGAAAAAAAGAAAAUAUGAUGAAGAAAAUUUAUUAUUAAGAACAAAGAAAAAGAGGAAAAGACGAGAUAAUCAUUAUACUGAUGACAAUUAUGUUAGUGAUAAUUCUUAUAGUAGUAUGUAUCGUAAUAAAAAUUAUACGACUAAUCGUAAAAAUGAUCGUGUAAAUAAUCGAACCAAUAACCAUACAACCUAUCGAAAUAAUGAUCGUAUAGAUUAUCCUCGACGUAGUUCAUAUAGGGAAGACAUUUCCAUUAAAUAUUAUGAUAAGAAGGAUUUAGAAAAAGAGAAGUAUAUUAAAAGAUACAAUGAAAAUGAAAAAUAUAGAAAUAACGAUUUUAUAUCGAAAUAUGAUAUUAAUAAAAAAAGGAAAAGUUCUUCUAAUUAUGAUAUAUCAUCUAAAUAUAAUAAUUAUAAACGUUCAUCUUAUAUAAAUAAUAUAUCUAUUAAUACGAACAGUCGUUAUUCUAACUCUCACAUGAAUGGAAUUGAUAAGAUAGGAAUAAUAAAUAGGGAAAAAACAUGUCCUUUUCUUCUUCGGUUGUUUUAUAAAGUGGAUAAAGAGUAUAAUGUUGAUGAUAUGGAUAUAUUGACUAAAGAUAAUAAUAGUAAUGAAUUACAAAUAUAUGCAUGGAUAGAUAUCACUAUGAGAGAAAUUGUUACGCUUGUAAAAGAUUUCUAUAAAGAUAGUAGACAAAGAAAUGCUCAAUGGGUUUUUAAAGUUUUUUCAUAUGAAAAAAAAAAAUUAACAUUCUUAUCAAAGGUACAUAGUACAAUAUAUAAUUAUAAAGAAGAUAAUAAAACCUUACUAUCUUUAAAUUAUGAGAUUGGUGAUAUUAUACUACUAUCUAUUAUGUUGGACAGAAAAUGA
Molecule: messenger RNA, 2187 nt
Organism: Plasmodium falciparum 3D7
Lineage: Eukaryota; Apicomplexa; Aconoidasida; Haemosporida; Plasmodiidae
Gene: SAP18
Product: SAP18 family protein
Source: RefSeq, a predicted model, not a curated record